AUGCAUUUCCCCAGCCUAACCGCCAUCCUCGCCGGCUUGAUCACCACUGUGACUGCCGACGGCAUGUCCGUCUACUCCAAAUGCCCUCCCGGCUCAGGGAUCAACUGCCCGGAGCGCGUGGGCCUCUGGUAUACCGACUUUGGACUGCACAGGAUUGAUGCCAGGGGAGGGUGCUUAUACAACGACGUUACUGGAGUGCCGGGGAUUUAUGAGCUUUGCAUUGACUGGGCGGGUGGCCGCGGUCAUUUUCUUGCUAGCAACCAGCCGAAGAGGUGUAUCAAACAGCGGGGCGCGCGAGGUAUGCAGUUUCUCUCUUCUUCCACUUAUCCCGUGUGA
This is a messenger RNA of Podospora pseudopauciseta, 336 nucleotides long. RefSeq lists its product as uncharacterized. NCBI's taxonomy places the organism in Eukaryota, Fungi, Ascomycota, Sordariomycetes, Sordariales, Podosporaceae. The coding region runs from base 1 to 336 and encodes 111 amino acids. The record is from RefSeq and is a predicted model, not a curated record. The transcript has a single exon.